UCUAAGGAACGCCUAACCGCCAUGGCAGCGACUGUGCUCCUGCCCAGCGGCAGUAAUGUGUCUGUUAAGGUCCACCCGGUAGUUCUAUUCUCAAUCUGCGAUGCAUACACUAGACGUAAGGAGAACCAGGAUAGAGUUAUCGGCACUCUGCUUGGCGUCGUUGCUGACAAUGUGAUCGAGGUGAAGAACUGCUAUGUGGUACCGCACAACGAAAGCUCGGAGCAGGUCAUGGUCGAUGUUGUCCAUCACAAGACGAUGUUUGAGCUCCACCAAAAGGUGGCGCCGCACGAGUCCAUCGUGGGUUGGUUCGCAACCGGCUCGGACCUCUACAACAGCGACGCAUUGAUCCAGGAAUUCUACAGCAAGGAGUCCACACACCCGGUACACAUGGUCGUGGACACGACGCUCAAAGACGAGAAGUUCAGCGUCCAGGCUUACACUUCGCGAGUCUUGGCAUUGGGAGACAAGGUGCUGGCCACGGAGUUUAUUGAAAUCCCCUGCGACACCAUCGUUGGGGAUAUUGAGCGCGUCGGAGCCGAGCUCAUGCUGACCGGAUUCAACGACCCCAGCCCGGACGGCCGCCAGAAAGAGACGGCGAACAAGUCGUUUAGCGACGAGACGGAGACGCUGGCAGCAUCCAUGGCGCGAUUGGCGGACUUGGUGGCGAAGGCGUCGGACUACGUGGACGGUGUCAUGUCUGGCAAGGUGGUGGGCGAUCCUGCAGUUGGCCGAUACCUCGCCGACACGGUGGCGCUGGUGCCGCACCUGGCUCGACCCGACUUUGAGCGCAUCUUUAACGAGAGCGUGCAGGAUUCGAUGGUGGUUACGUACCUUUCGGACCUCCUCCGUGCACACGUGGGCCUGGCCGAGCGUCUGGGUACGGCGGCUCUGCCCAUCAUGUAA
Messenger RNA from Volvox carteri f. nagariensis, 903 nucleotides. RefSeq names its product eukaryotic translation initiation factor 3f (gene eif3F). The transcript has 6 exons. Gene Ontology annotation, cellular component: eukaryotic translation initiation factor 3 complex, eIF3m. NCBI's taxonomy places the organism in Eukaryota, Viridiplantae, Chlorophyta, Chlorophyceae, Chlamydomonadales, Volvocaceae. The record is from RefSeq and is a predicted model, not a curated record. Gene Ontology annotation, biological process: translational initiation. Gene Ontology annotation, molecular function: translation initiation factor activity; translation initiation factor binding; metallopeptidase activity. Bases 22 to 903 code for a protein of 293 amino acids.